UCAAUGCAGAAGAAGAACACAUAAACAACACCUUACCAUUGCAAUGAAGACUCCCAGUUCCCAAUUUUCAUGGCUUAUGGCCGCCGCCCUCAUCGCUUCUUCGAUGAUACUGGGUUGUUGUGGCAAUGAGAGCUCCCCUGAGGACAGACAGGCAUGUAUUAUAUCCAAAACUUACUUUCAUACAAUUCCCAGUGUCCUAACUGCACAAGUUGGACUCUCAACUUGCAGGUGUACAUAGUCUACAUGGGCGAUCGCUCACGCAACAUUGAAACUACAACAUCUGCUUCUGCUGUUCACAUUAGCCUCCUUCAAAAGGUCACCGGCAGCGUGAGCCUUGCUGCCGAGUCCUUGGUUCACAGCUACAGCAAGAGCUUCAGUGGCUUUGCCGCCAAGCUGACAAAGGCUGAGACAGAGAAACUGUCUGGCCACGAAGGUGUAGUGUCCGUUUUCCCUAGUCAGUUGAGGCAAUUACACACGACCAGAUCAUGGGAUUUCAUAGGCUUCCCUCGAACUGUCGCAAGAGCGACCGUGGAGAGCGACGUUAUCAUCGGAAUGCUCGACACCGGAAUCUGGCCGGAAUCUCAGAGCUUCAACGCUUCUGGGUACGGCCCGCCUCCACAGAAAUGGAAGGGGACCUGCCAAUCCUCUUCCAAUUUCACCUGCAACAACAAGAUAAUCGGAGCCAGAUUCUACCACGCCGGCCAAGACGUCAACAACGGCGAAACCAUAUCUCCGCGGGACACCGAAGGCCACGGCACCCACACCGCAUCCACCGCAGCAGGAAACAUCGUGACUCACGCCAGCCUCCUCGGCCUCGCCGCCGGGACGUCUCGCGGCGGGGUCCCGUCCGCCCGGAUCGCCGUCUACAAGAUAUGCUGGACCCUCGGCUGCUCCGACGUCGACAUCCUGGCAGCCUUCGACGACGCCAUCUCCGACGGAGUCGACAUCAUAUCGCUGUCCAUCGGAGGCGCGCCGACGGACUAUUUCCAGGACUCCAUAGCAAUUGGUGCCUUCCACUCCAUGAAGAACGGCAUCCUGACGUCGAACUCGGCCGGGAAUUCCGGCCCGGCUGCCGGAACGGUGUCGAACGUCUCUCCCUGGUCGCUUUCUGUUGCUGCCAGCACCAUUGACAGGAAGUUCGUUACUGGAGUGAAGCUGGGUAACGGCAGGACUUAUCUGGGAGGCUCGAUCAAUACUUACGAGCCCAGCAGGAUGUAUGGUCUUAUCUAUGGCGGAGACGCGCUGAAUCGGACGUCGGGAUCGGAUUCGAGGAGCUGCGGUGCAGGAAGCUUGGACAGGGAUUUGGUGCGGGGGAAAAUGGUGCACUGUGACGGUGUGAGCAGAGGAGAUGAACAAGCUCGAGUGGGUGCCGUCGCUUCAACGAUGAGCCUUCCUCCCGAUACUCCACUUGACGCGGCGUUUUCGUUUCUUUUACCCGUUUCCGUCUUGACCAAUGCUGACAGUGCUGAAAUUUUGGAGUACAUCAACUCAACCAGUGAUCCAACUGGACUGAUAUUCAAGACUCGUGGCAUCAUCGAUAAUUCAUCACCUCAUGUGAUCGAUUUCUCUUCAAGGGGCCCCAACCCUAUAACAACAGAUAUUCUCAAGCCUGACCUUACAGCACCUGGAGUUGAUAUCCUGGCAGCAUGGUCUGAAGCUACCACAGUGACGGGACAGGAAGGAGACACGAGAACGGUACCGUUUAACAUAAUCUCCGGGACUUCCAUGUCCUGUCCCCAUGCCUCAGCAGCAGCAGCUUACGUUAAAUCGUUUCAUCCUACGUGGUCUCCAGCCGCCAUCAAGUCUGCUCUAAUGACAACAGCUCGUCAGCUCAGCGUCGAGGACAACAGUGAUGCAGAGUUUGCAUACGGGUCGGGCCAGAUCGAUCCGAUUAAAGCCGUGAAUCCAGGACUGAUAUACGAUGCAGGGGAGAUCGAUUACGUCAGGAUGUUGUGUGGGCAAGGUUACAACGCUACACAGCUCCGCCUCGUUACAGGAGAUUCGAGCGCUUCUUGUUCUGAAGCGACCGAUGGGACGGUGUGGGAUCUGAACUAUCCUUCUUUCGCUCUGUCGUCGGGAAAACCUAUGGCGUCGGUGACUCGAGUGUUUCAUAGAACCGUUACGAAUGUGGGAUCGGCGGAGGCGACGACUUACACGGUCUCCAUCAGUGGCCCAGGACUAGGAGCACUUAAGGUCCGAGUCGAACCAAAGACGCUCGUUUUCAACAAAAUUGGGGAGAAACAAUCGUUUGUUGUUACGGUUGAAGCUGCGCUGGAAAGGGAAACAACUAUGUUGUCGGUAUCUUUGGUUUUUAGCGACGGAAUCCAUACUGUCAAGACUCCGAUUGUUGCAUUUGUGGCACAGUAACAAGAUUGUUCGAUGAUCGAAUUUGUCUGUGUGAGACGGGAUUGUUACGUUGUUGUAAUCGAUAAAAAUAAAACUAAAUUGUGCAAUGACAAUAUAUUGCUCAAUUUAGUAUCCACUAUAACUUUCCUCGUACGUAUUUCUUUCUUUUCUAGAGUUUGUUCGAUUUUCUUUCAAAUCUACUAUUGGGAUAUUGUUACAAUAAUUUGCAUCUUAUAUGUUGUUUGGAUAAUUUUCUAAAUACAUUGUUUCACUACAAAUACCAACACUAUGGAAAAAUGGACCUCUUGCAACUCUUGGAUUGCAACACCAUUUAAAAGUGUUGCGUUCGAUAUAUAAUCGCAACACUUUUUUUUGAGUUGCAUAUAUGAUAUUUUACGCAACUCAAUUUAAUAAUGUGUUGCAAUUGUU
Molecule: messenger RNA, 2775 nt
Organism: Linum trigynum
Lineage: Eukaryota; Viridiplantae; Streptophyta; Magnoliopsida; Malpighiales; Linaceae
Source: the annotation of a GenBank genome assembly